This is a messenger RNA of Dentiscutata erythropus, 162 nucleotides long. The record is from the annotation of a GenBank genome assembly. NCBI's taxonomy places the organism in Eukaryota, Fungi, Glomeromycota, Glomeromycetes, Diversisporales, Gigasporaceae.
UAUUUGCAAACUAUUCAUAUCAAUUUGGAGCUUUUCCUGAUUAUGUUAGUGAUGACCCUAAUACUUCUGGAGGUUACUGUACUGGAACUACGUUGUUAUCUGCAGCAAAUAUAGUUCCUACUGACGAUGAUCUAAAUAGUGAUCUUUGGCAAAUUGACCUAA